This is a messenger RNA of Rhopalosiphum maidis (corn leaf aphid), 507 nucleotides long. RefSeq lists its product as uncharacterized. The record is from RefSeq and is a predicted model, not a curated record. Bases 1 to 507 code for a protein of 168 amino acids. The transcript has a single exon. Lineage: Eukaryota; Metazoa; Arthropoda; Insecta; Hemiptera; Aphididae.
AUGGUGUCUGCAUACUGCACAGUUUCGAUAGACGCAGCACUGGUAAUUGCUGGCAUCACGCUAAUUGACUUGCUUGGCUCUGAACUCCAGGCAUUGUCUAAAGCAAGAGGUUCAGGAACUCACCAAGCAGACUGUCAAGACACGAUACUCUCGGAGUGGCAAUCCCGCUGGGUCUCCUCCUUCACAGGCAGAUGGAUCUUCAAGUUGAUCCCUGACAUCAGGCCUUCGGUCCUUAGGAGUUUUGGUGAAACUAAUUUUCCCCUCAACCAGGCACUGUCCGGCUAUGGUUGUUUCGCCCAGUACCUCCACCGCUUUGGGAAGCUCGAGUCCCCGGAGUGCUGGUAUUGUGGGGCUCAAGUAGACGAUGUGCAACACACCCUCUUCGAGUGCGACGCCUGGUACAGCCGGAGACAGCAGAUUCUCAUCUCUCUGUGCUGCAAAGAUAUGUUCACAAACCUUGGUCGCCCUGAUGCUUCACUCAAGGACAAACUGGUCGGCUAUCAAUGA